CAGGGGUAUUGAUAAUAACCUCCCUUAUCCUGGGCAACCGUCUGCAGACGUCUGCAAAUCUAUAUCUGCACUUUGUUGUCUUGUAGAGAUACUGGAACCUGAGCCUACCAGGAUCUCAUCCAAACGACCAGCGUUGCCAAAUUUUCGUGGAUUGAGAAAUGACAAAACAUAAUUGACUGAAUGGAAACGUCUGUGCUGCUGGAGGUGACAGAGGCAUGCCAUCGUAUUCAGAGACACGAUGCACUGUGGAAAAUGCGGUGGCUGCUACAGUAGGUGGUGCAGUUGCGAUAGUAUGUGGUCAUCCAUUCGACACCACAAAGGUAAGGCUACACCUGGAUAUUCAUAAGAAGACACCAGCUGUGUAUAACGUUCUAGAAACGCUGAGACAUCAUGGUAUGGGACGUGGUCUGUUCCGUGGGCUGUCGUUUCCGCUGGCCACAAGCUUUGUCAGCAACUCCUUUCUGUUUGCGGUGUACUGCUCCUCCCUGCACGCCAUGCAAGGCAACACACAGCGCGUUACUCACGUCACCCACUCUGCCAUCUUCCUCGCUGGAUGUAUCGGUGGCGCCGCCCAGCUGGUCGUCUCCUGUCCCAGUGACGUCAUCAAGAUCAUGCUUCAGAGCGACAUCCCUAUUGGGAAUGGAACAGUCUCGGUUGCCAAAACUCGCUGCUACUUGGGGCCGAUGGAAUGCAUAGGGGAGGUGCUCCGGUACUACGGGUGGCGCGGUCUGUACAGGGGGCUAGGGGCAAUGGCAGCCCGCGACCUGCCGGGUUACGGCCUCUACCUCCUGUUCUUCCAGCAUCUGGAGGACCUCAUCUCCAACAGGGAAACUCACGAUCCUUACGGGGUGUACACUGGCUUCGUGGCCGGCGGCAUCGCUGGCAGCAUGUCAUGGGGUCUGCUGACGCCCUUCGACGUCAUCAAAAGUCGCCUGCAAGCUGACGUCAUGAGCCGCCAAUACAAGGGCUUCUGGGACUGCCUGCAGAGCAGCGUGUCGCAGCACGGCCUGCGCGUGCUGUACAGGGCCUUCCUGCCGACCGUCAUACGGGCAUUCCCGUCUGGCGCCUGGUCCGGCUUCUUCUACAAUCAGACCGCCGGAGCCAUGGAGACCUUAUGGUCGUCUGAGGCCACACGAAGGCGGCUGACAGAUAUCACCAGCCGACUGCGUGGGAAAGAUGCCAAGAAGGACUAGAAGGACCGGGAAGAGGAAGUCGGAAUUCUCCUGAUGUCAACAAAGAGAAACGCACACGAGCGGAACCCGAAAAGCGGAAGUGACGUUUGAGAUGAGCGAGAGUGACGAAGAGGUACUACGAAGGCAGAGACUUUGAGGCCAGUAACUCUACAGUCACUUUAACAAGCCGGGCACUUGAUGAUUUGUAUCUUGUGUAAAACAUGAUGUGCGUUUCUGUGACCAAAUGAAAACACACCACCACUGUUAAGGUACACCACUAUGAUGCGGGAUGCUGCCAGCUGACAGGGGUGACAAUUGCGACUAUAGCCAGCUGAGACUAUGGUCAAGAUGAUGAGUCUUUGUGACAGAUUUGUGAAACAAUUAUUUCAAUGCAAAGGGUCGUGUAUGUAUGCACAGUUUUUCUUAUGCACAGACGCUUUCUCUGCCUUGUUGAAUACUCGUGUAUUUCGACUAGACACGCGCCAAAGAUUCGAGGAAGAGUAAUUCUCGAAGCUAUUGAGUGAGUGAGCUGUGUAUAAUUUUUACACGACAGAAGCCAGAGUUUUGAGACUUAUGGUGAACGGGACCUACCAUGUUUCAUAUUUUUCAUGUUAGCACGUGAACUUGCCAGAAAUAAGUAUGUGACAUUUGUUGGAGAA
Molecule: messenger RNA, 1831 nt
Organism: Pomacea canaliculata
Lineage: Eukaryota; Metazoa; Mollusca; Gastropoda; Architaenioglossa; Ampullariidae
Product: solute carrier family 25 member 45-like
Exons: 7
Coding region: 216-1193 (325 amino acids)
Biological process (GO): transport
Cellular component (GO): mitochondrion
Molecular function (GO): transmembrane transporter activity
Source: RefSeq, a predicted model, not a curated record